This is a messenger RNA of Brassica oleracea var. oleracea, 3582 nucleotides long. Its product is annotated as copia protein. Gene Ontology annotation, molecular function: nucleic acid binding; zinc ion binding. The record is from RefSeq and is a predicted model, not a curated record. Gene Ontology annotation, biological process: DNA integration. NCBI's taxonomy places the organism in Eukaryota, Viridiplantae, Streptophyta, Magnoliopsida, Brassicales, Brassicaceae.
UGGUAUCAAAGCUACAAAUUCCUUUUGAAGAUGGCAAACAAUGGUGUUCCCCUCCAAGUUCCAUUGCUCACUAAGAGCAACUAUGAUAAUUGGAGUCUUAGGAUGAUGGCUAUCUUAGGAGCACAUGAUGUGUGGGAGAUAGUCGAGAAAUGCUUCAAUGAACCAGAGAAUGAUGGUGGUCUAUCUCAAACACAAAAGGAUGGUUUGAGAGAUGCAAAGAAGAGAGACAAGAAGGCUCUCUGUCUAAUCUAUCAAGGAUUAGAUGAAGAUACAUUUGAGAAGGUUGCUGGAGCAAAGACAUCCAAAGAAGCAUGGGAGAAGCUUCAGACAUCUUACAAGGGAGCAGAACAAGUGAAGAAGGUACGACUUCAAACUCUAAGAGGAGAAUUUGAAACAUGACAAAUGAAGGAAGGAGAACUCAUCUCAGAUUACUUCUCAAGGGUCUUGACGGUUACUAAUAACCUAAAAAGAAAUGGUGAGAAGUUAGAUGAGGUGAGAAUCAUGGAGAAAGUUCUUAGAUCAUUGGAUUCAAAAUUCGAGCAUAUCGUCACCAUUAUUGAAGAGACAAAAGACUUGGAGACUAUGACAAUGGAGCAACUUCUUGGAUCACUACAAGCUUAUGAAGAAAAGAAGAAGAAGAAAGAAGAUAUUGUGGAGCAAGUUCUCAAGAUGAGAAUUGAUCAAAAGGAAGAAAGUGGCCGUAAUCAUCCGAGACGUGGUGGUGGCAAUUUCCAAGGACGAGGUCGUGGUAUAAAUGGACGAGGUUGGAGACAAUAUGAAGACAACUUCAACCAAAGAGGAGAGAAUUCAUCAAGAGGUCGUGGAAGAGGAAACCCAAAAUCAAGGUACGAUAAAUCAAGCAUCAAAUGCUAUAGUUGUGGAAAAUUUGGACAUUAUGCUUCUGAGUGCAAAACUCCAAACAAGAAUAGAGUUGAAGAGAAGUCCAACUAUGUUGAAGAAAGGAGUAAAGAAGAAGAUAUGCUAUUGAUGGCUUACAAGAAGGAUGAACCAAAUGAGGUUCACAAGUGGUAUUGAUAGUGGUGCCUUGAUAGUGGUGCAAGCAACCACAUGUGUGGAAAUAAAAGCAUGUUCGUGGAGCUUGAUGAAUCGGUCAAUAUGGCUUUGGGAGAUGAAUCGAAGAUGGAGGUGAAAGGUAAAGGAAAUAUUCUCAUCCGCUAAGAUGAUAAAUUCAUUUCCAAUGUUUACUACAUUCCAAGCAUGAAGACCAACAUCUUGAGCCUAGGACAACUCUUAGAGAAAGGUUAUGACAUUAGACUAAAAGAUAAUAGUCUUUCUUUAAGAGACAAUGCAAAUAAUCUCAUCACAAAGGUGCCGAUGUCAAUUCUCUUUAUUGAUGACUUUUCAAGAAAAACAUGGGUUUACUUUUUGAAACAAAAAUCAGAAGUGUUUGAAAAUUUCAAAAAGUUCAAAACCCAUGUUGAGAAAGAAAGUGGUCUUAAGAUCAAGUCCAUGAGAUCGGAUCGAGGAGGAGAAUUUAUGUCCAAAGAGUUUAUGAAGUAUUGUGAAGAUAAUGGCAUCCGAAGACAGUUGACGGUGCCAAGAACCCCUCAACAAAAUGGAGUAGCGGAAAGGAAGAAUAGGACAAUACUUGAGAUGGCAAGAAGCAUGCUCAAGAGUAAGAAGCUACCAAAGGAGUUGUGGGCAGAAGCAGUUGCUUGUGCGGUUUAUAUAUCAAACCGUUCUCCAACAAAGAGUGUUUUAGAAAAGACACCACAAGAAGCUUGAAGCGGAAGGAAGCCUGGAGUCUCACACCUAAGAGUCUUUGGAAGCAUUGCUCACGCUCAUGUUCCAGACGAGAAGCGGAGCAAACUAGAUGAUAAAAGUGAGAAGUACAUCUUCAUUGGGUAUGACGCUAACUCCAAAGGCUACAAGCUCUACAAUCCUGAAACAAAGAAGACAAUUAUUAAUAGGAAUGUCAUCUUUGAUGAAGAAGGAGAAUGGGAUUGGAGAUCAAAUAAUGAAGACUACAACUUCUUUCCAUCCUUUGAAGAAGAUAAUGUGGAGCAACCGAGAGAAGAGCCAACUACACCACCAACUUCACCAACUACAAGUUCUCAGGGAGAUGAAAGUUCAAGUGAAAGGACUCCACGCUUUAGAAGUUUACAAGACAUCUACGAGGUAACUGAAAAUCAAGACAAUCUUACUCUAUUUUGUCUAUUUGCGGAUUGUGAGCCUAUGAACUUUGAAGAAGCUAAAGAAAAGAAGUCAUGAAGAAGUGCAAUGGAUGAAGAAAUCAAGUCGAUUCAAAAGAAUGAUACAUGGAAGUUAGCUUCACUUCCAAAUGGACACAAGGCAAUUGGUGUGAAGUGGGUGUACAAGGCAAAGAAGAACUCUAAAGGAGAAGUUGAAAGGUACAAGGCAAGAUUGGUGGCAAAAUGCUAUAGUCAAAGAGCCGGGAUCGACUAUGAUGAGGUAUUUGCUCCAGUUGCUCGCUUAGAAACGGUUAGACUAAUCAUUUCAUUGGCAGCCCAAAAGAGUUGGAGGAUACAUCAAAUGGAUGUAAAAUCAGCCUUUUUAAAUGGAGACCUUGAGGAAGAAGUCUACAUUGAGCAACCACAAGGUUACAUAGUUAAAGGAGAAGAAGACAAAGUCUUAAGGCUGAAGAAGGCGCUUUAUGGAUUAAAGCAAGCACCAAGAGCAUGGAACACUCAAAUUGAUAAGUGCUUCAAGGAGAAAGGCUUCAUCAAGUGUCCAUAUGAGCAUGCACUUUAUAUCAAAACUCAAAACAAUGAUCUAUUGAUUGCAUGCUUAUAUGUUGAUGACUUGAUAUUCACUGGCAACAAUCCGAUUAUGUUUGAAGAUUUCAAGAUGGAAAUGACAAAGGAGUUCAUGAUGACCGACAUUGGAUUGAUGUCAUACUACCUUGGCAUUGAAGUGCAAGAAGAAAAUGGAAUCUUCAUUACUCAAGAAGGCUAUGCUAAGCCCGACAUCCUACACGCAGUUGGAGUUGUGAGUCGAUACAUGGAGCAUCCAACAACAACUCAUUUCAAGGCAGCUAAGAGGAUCCUACGCUAUAUCAAAGGUACUAUCAACUUUGGCUUGUACUACUCUAUCUCUGAAUAUUACAAGCUUUUUGGAUAUAGCGAUAGCGAUUGGGGUGGAGAUGUAGAUGACCGGAAAAACACAAGUGGCUUCGUGUUUUUCAUUGGAGAAACCGUUUUCACAUGAAUGUCAAAGAAGCAACCAAUUGUCACUCUUUCUACUUGUGAAGCGGAGUAUGUGGCAGCUACUUCAUGUGUUUGCCAUGCUAUUUGGUUACGAAACUUGCUAAAGGAGUUGAACCUACCACAAGAGGAGCCAACGAAGAUCUUUGUGGAUAAUAAGUCGGCAAUAGCAUUAGCAAAGAAUCCAGUUUUCCAUGACCGGAGUAAGCACAUCGAUACUCGUUAUCACUACAUAAGAGAAUGUGUUACCAAGAUGGAUGUGCAAUUGGAGUAUGUGAAGACAAAUGAUCAAGUAGCUGAUAUCUUCACCAAGCCACUCAAGCAAGAAGACUUCAUCAAGAUGAGGAACUUACUAGGAGUAACCAAAUCAAGUUUAAGAGGGGGUGUUGAAAGCUAA